AUGCUGUUACUAAUCAGUAUCAUUCUCACUUUGCGGGUUUCCUGUGCUCUUGGACAAGGUAAAACUUGUGAUUUUCCAGAAAUAAAACAUGGAAACAUAUAUGAUGAAGACAGAUAUAAACAAACCUUCCCAGUUGCUCUGGGAAAGUAUUUCUACUACUCGUGUGAUCACAGCUUUGCAUCUCCUUCACAAUCACUCUGGACUAAAAUAACCUGCACAGAGGAAGGAUGGUCACCAACGCCAAAGUGUAUCAGACAGUGCUUUUUCCCUUGGGUGGAAAAUGGUCAUUCUGGAUCUUCAGGACGAACACAUCAGGAAGGUGACAGUGUGAAAAUUGUCUGUGGUGCGGGCUACCACCUUCUAAAUAAUCAGAGCAACAUCACAUGUACAGAGAGUGGCUGGUCCACCCCUCCUAAAUGCAGAUCGAUAGACCCUAAAAGAAAGUGUGGGCCCCCUCCACCUAUUGCCAAUGGAGACAUUACCUCAUUCCCAUUAGCCGAGUACGCUCCAGGAUUAUCAGUGGAGUACAAAUGUCAGUCCUUCUAUGAACUUCAGGGAAACAGGCGUGUAACAUGCAGUCAUGGAGAGUGGUCAGAGCCACCAAAGUGCUUAGACGCAUGUGUGAUAUUAGAAGAAACCAUGGAUAAACAUAACAUACAGUUACGAUGGAGUCACACACAAAAAAUUUAUUCUAAAACAGGAGAUACUAUUGAAUUUGAAUGUAAAACUGGAUAUUAUAAAAAGACACCAGAUCGUACAUUUCGAAUAACCUGUCAGGAAGGGAAACUGGUGUAUCCUACUUGUAUAAAAAACAGUGGUUAAAAUACAGUCCUAAAAUUAAAAUAUAUACAUUGAUUCCAAAUUUUUCAUUAUGAAUCCAGUUCUUCCAGUUAUUGUUUCAACUAUUGCUUAACCAAUUUUCAUAAAUCAGAAUUUGUGUUAAAUAUUAUGUGGAUGAUAUAAUCUGAGACUCAAAUGAAUCAUUUCUUAA
Molecule: messenger RNA, 991 nt
Organism: Hyaena hyaena (striped hyena)
Lineage: Eukaryota; Metazoa; Chordata; Mammalia; Carnivora; Hyaenidae
Gene: CFHR2
Product: complement factor H related 2
Exons: 5
Coding region: 1-822 (273 amino acids)
Source: RefSeq, a predicted model, not a curated record